GGUGGCAGCUCGUGGGAACGCCUACUAAUCGUUGAACCCUGCUUGUUACAGUUUUACAAUACCAGUCAGCCAAUAUUAACGUACUAUACUACCGGAGGUACGCAAAUGUGCAAGGAUGACAUCAAGAUCAACAUAUCUGAUUCUGAUAUUUACUUGCUCAGAGGCUUUAGGCGCUGGUGGAUGCCUCCAACUCUUCUCCACGGUAAUUUUUGUACGCUCGCUGGCAAGUCUGGUACCAGUGCCCCCUAUAACACCAUGAAACUAACUUCUACAAAUGAUAAACAAUUCCCACCACCCAACGGAACUGCUUGGAAUAGCACAGAAACUUUACUUUUUGCCACGAAUGACUCCGUCUGUGGCGUGUUUCGUGUAGAUUUGUUCAGCGAUGAUGAUCCAACAUACCCACCACGCAAUGGGACUCCUUGGAAUAGCACAGAAACUUUACUUUACGCAACAAAUGACUCCGCCUGUGGCGUGUUUCUUGUAGAUUUGCUCAGCAAUGAAGAAAGCAAAUUUUAUGAAGUCCGGGUGAGGAACGCAAGAGGCAUUUAUAAAAUAGCGGAAGUCUGCUUGAAUUACUCAACAGCGACCCUCAAGCAGAAGAGCUUUACUAAUUGUACGAUAUAUCAGUAGAAUUU
Dermacentor andersoni is the source of this 638-nucleotide messenger RNA. The record is from RefSeq and is a predicted model, not a curated record. Lineage: Eukaryota; Metazoa; Arthropoda; Arachnida; Ixodida; Ixodidae.